ACUCAACUAACUCUGGUGACAACAUGUACACCCUGAUCAACACAGUCCCUCCUGGUGGAAACAGACCAAAUGUAAGACAACUCAUUCAUUAUUAUCUCUGUGUGUGUGCGUGUGCGCGGCAUGCGUGUUUCUGUGUGUGUAUUCAACUGUGUUUAACUGUGUGCUUGUGUUUGGUGCUAAGUUCCCAAUGGGUCCAGGUGCAGACGGUCCAAUGGGAGGGAUGGCAGGAAUGGAGCCACAUCACAUGAACGGGUCGCUAGGUAACACUUACAAACAUACACACGCACAUACGCUUUGAGCUUGUUCUUAACUCACUAUACUAGUCUUGUGAAGAGCAAGUUUAUGUGUUUGCUGGACUGUAUAGUAAUGUCCUUCUAAUUUUUGUCACCUUCUGUCUCUCAAACAACCAGGGUCUGGAGACAUGGACAGCCUCCCUAAGGUAAGAGAAGAGUCCAACUCAACCCAAACCAUCAGUCACCAGCAAAUCAGUCAUAUCUGUCAAUCAAUUUUCAGACAGAAUUAAGUGUUUCACAACACGUUGUAGUGAUUAGCCUGUAUUUGUAUGUGGUUGAAAUAUUGGUACUACCGUUAAUUGUUCAUCUGCCCUAUAUAGUAUGGUAUGGUAUGGUAUGUAUAGAUAUUUGAUACAUGAUAUUUCUGUGUUUUGUGGUUGGUCCUGAUCAGAACUCUCCUGGUAACCUGAGUCUGAGUAACCAGCCGGGGACCCCCAGAGAGGAUGGAGAGAUGGGUGGCAACUUCCUCAACCCCUUUCAGAACGAG
Messenger RNA from Coregonus sp. 'balchen', 780 nucleotides. NCBI's taxonomy places the organism in Eukaryota, Metazoa, Chordata, Actinopteri, Salmoniformes, Salmonidae. The record is from the annotation of a GenBank genome assembly.